Messenger RNA from Acomys russatus (golden spiny mouse), 1877 nucleotides. It is a transcript of the gene Plin1, whose product is annotated as perilipin 1. The transcript has 9 exons. The record is from RefSeq and is a predicted model, not a curated record. Gene Ontology annotation, biological process: lipid metabolic process. NCBI's taxonomy places the organism in Eukaryota, Metazoa, Chordata, Mammalia, Rodentia, Muridae. Gene Ontology annotation, cellular component: lipid droplet. The coding region runs from base 161 to 1717 and encodes 518 amino acids.
CCAGUUUUCUCUUCCUCUUUGCCCUCCUCCAGCUGGGAGGUCUGAGAGGCAUUGCCCAAGAUUCCCUGCCGUGGCUGGAGGUGUUCUUGUGGAGGAGACGUUCUGCAGCUGGGUUUUCUGAGACUGAGGUGGCUGUCAGCUGCACCUGAAGAGUAAGGAUAUGGCAAUGAACAAGGGCCCAACGCUGCCGGAUGGAGACCUCCCUGAACAGGAGAAUGUGCUCCAGAGAGUCCUGCAGCUGCCCGUGGUGAGCGGCACCUGUGAAUGCUUCCAGAAGACCUACAACAGCACCAAGGAAGCGCACCCCCUGGUGGCCUCUGUGUGCAAUGCCUAUGAGAAGGGCUUACAGGGUGCCGGCAACCUGGCUGUCCGGAGCAUGGAGCCGGUGGUCCGCCGCCUGUCCACCCAGUUCACAGCUGCCAAUGAGUUGGCCUGCAGAGGCCUGGACCACUUGGAGGAGAAGAUCCCAGCCCUUCAAUACCCUCCAGAAAAGAUCGCUUCUGAACUGAAAGGUACCAUCUCUACCCGCCUUCGAAGUGCCAGGAACAGCAUCAGCGUGCCCAUCGCAAGCACUUCCGACAAGGUCCUGGGAGCCACUCUGGCUGGCUGUGAGCUUGCCUUAGAGAUGGCCAAGGAGACAGCGGAAUAUGCUGCCAACACCCGAGUUGGCCGACUGGCCUCUGGAGGGGCUGAUCUGGCUCUGGGAGGCAUUGAGAAGGUUGUGGAGUUCCUCCUGCCGCCAGACAAGGAGGAGUCAGCCCCUUCGUCUGGCCGCCAGCGGGCCCAGAAGGCUCCUAAGGCCAAACCAAGCCUCAUGAGGAGGGUGAGCACCCUGGCCAACACUCUUUCCCGACACACCAUGCAGACCACAGCCUGGGCCCUGAAGCAGGGUCACUCUCUGGCCAUGUGGAUCCCAGGUGUGGCACCCCUGAGCAGCCUGGCCCAGUGGGGUGCCUCAGCAGCCAUGCAGGUGGUGUCCCGGCGGCAGAGUGAGGUGCGGGUGCCCUGGCUGCACAACUUGGCAGCCUCCCAGGAUGAGAGCCACGAUGACCAGACGGACUCAGAGGGAGAGGAGACAGAUGAGGAGGAGGAAGAAGAAGAAUCAGAGGCUGAGGAGAACGUCCUCAGAGAGGUUACAGGCCUGCCCAACCCGAGAGGCCUCCUGGGUGGUGUGGUACACACCAUGCAGAAGACGCUCCAGAGCACCAUCUCAGCGGUGACAUGGGCACCUAAAGCUGUGCUGGGCACGGUGGGAAGGAUCCUGCACCUCACACCAGCCCAGGCUGUCUCCUCUACCAAAGGGAGGGCCAUGUCCCUAUCUGAUGCCCUGAAGGGCGUUACGGAUAACGUGGUAGACACUGUGGUACACUAUGUGCCGCUUCCCAGGCUGUCUCUGAUGGAGCCCGAGAGCGAAUUCCGCGACAUCGAUAACCCUCCUGCAGAGGCCGAGCGCAAGGGGUCCGGGGCACGGCCUGCCAGUCCGGAGUCUCCGCCACGCCCGAGCCAGCCCCGCGGUAGCCUGCGCAGCAUGAGGGGUCUCAGCGCGCCCUCGUGCCCCGGCCUGGACGACAAAACGGAGACAUCGGCGCGUCAGGGCUUCCUGGCUAUGCCCAGGGAGAAGCCUGCACGCAGGGUUAGCGACAGCUUCUUCCGGCCCAGCGUAAUGGAGCCCAUCCUUGGCCGUGCACAGUACAGCCAGCUGCGCAAGAAGAGCUGAGCCGCCUGCGCCCCUCCUCGCCCUGGCCCCACCACCACGGGAGGGUCUUUUCGCCCCAAAGAAACGGAAACCACACUUCCAAGUGGGCCUCUCCUUUAGGGUGGUCCCUUGGGAGCUGGAACCACAACCCCACGAUGCUGUCAGGCACACCAUUUCUAAA